AAGUUAUUGUGUAACUUAGCUACUAUCCUAAUAAGUUACUUGCUAUCCUAAACUAGCUACAGACAGUGUAAGUUAUUUAUUUAGUUAGCUAGUUGUGGGUUAAAAUCUAAUAUGUAUGUGUGUAAACAGUGAGUAAAAGUGAGAUUGUAACGUUGGUUGCUAAAUUGUCAAAAUGAAAUGCAGUUUCCCCCCUCUAGCAUAAAUCAUGUAAGUUAACCCUAUCUCGUUUUUUCUAUUUUUGUAGCUAAGUGGGUUAACCUCUUUGUAUUGAAGGCUAGAGGUUUAUAUUCAGCAGUAAAGUGGAGCUAGCUAGUUAACGUUAGUGUAACUUUAUCUGAUGAUGGAGCUAACGUUAAAGUUGUAGAAAUUACGUAGUUAGUUCGCGUUAGCUAGCUUGUUAUCUCUGUUUAGAUGGAUGAACUCUAUAGCUAACUAUGUUGUUGGACAAGAAACUGUCCAAUCUGGAAAAGAAAACUUGUUUGGCAGUGAGCUGUUUCAUUACUAUACUGUUUAUUGCUGAAUUACCUAGUGAACCUAACCAAGCUAUAACGUUAUAACUAGCUAUUUAUCUACAGUAUUACUCGAGAUGUAGCAGCCAUCCUAUUGUCUUGCUUACUAAAAUUCUCAGCCCCAAACGGAUCAUCAUCAUCAUCAUCAUCAUCAUCAUCCUCAGUAAACUAGUAAAGUCGUCAUGUCCUCGGACCGGACAUCUUCACUCACUGGAUCACACGGGCUCCUACGCGGUCAGCGCACCAAGUCUUAUGGCAGUCUGGUGACUUCGUCCCUGUCACCAGUCAGACAGAAACGCAUUGAACACAAGGUUCAACCAGGAGACACUCUACAAGGAUUGUCCCUGAAGUAUGGCGUGUCUAUGGAACAAAUCAAAAGGGCAAACAGACUGUACACCAACGAUUCAAUAUUCCUGAAGAAGGUCCUCUUCAUCCCAGUACUGACGGAGUCAAUAUCCUUUGCUAAUGAGAAUGAGCUACUUAAUGAAGUGUCAAAUCAAGAAGAGAGAAAGUCACUUCAGCAGGUUUCCGCUGGAAACGGCCAAGCUGACUGUGAAAGCCAAGAAGUGACUUCAGAUCUUUCUCCAUCGGACUACUUGAAAAGGAUGGAUAGUCUGAUUAAUCAGUCUAAACAAGCAGCUGUGAAAACAUGUCAAGAAGGAGAUAAACAGUUUUCAUCAAUGAAACAGCUUCCCAGCACUCAUGUCUCCAGUGCUUCUUUCCAAGGUCAACAGGCAGUGCUGGGGGCUGUACCUCUCACAAUCACCAAACGUACCAAGAAACUAAGAGACAAAGAGGAUGAGAUUUUUCAGCUCUGACACUGGCUGCUUAGAAGAUCUCUCUGGCUUGUGUCAAGUAUUUAAGUAUGCAAAAAAAACCUUCAAGUUGAAGCAUGAAUUGAGGAUGUCUGAUUUCAUGCCUUUGAGCUAGUGGUGCUGUGUGUUUGAUAUUCAGACUACCAGCAUCUGUGCACUUGAUGACUGAUUGAUUGUGUUGUGGGAGUGAUGUGCUCUGCUACUGUACUAAAUGUGCUGCUGUGGCCUUAGGUCAUGUUUGCACUCUGGCCUGUUGCCUACUAUUGGCUGCAUCACAAAACAAACUGUACAGUACUACUUCCUCUGCAUUUUCUGUCCCAUGACUUCUGUCUUUUAGUCCUCCAAGAAAUCAGACAUGGCUUGCUUAAUGACUGUUAGAAACACUACCUCACAAAAAAGAUGAUAGUUAUGUUUACAAAGCAGAAUUCCUCAAAUUAACUUGGCAUUAACCGAUUGAGCAGGUUUAGUCACACUGUUGAGACAUGACCGUUUGCUGCAAGUAGCUAAGUGGUAUGCAAAUGUGAUUUUAGUCAAUGAUUCGACCGUUAGAAAUACUUAUAUAAGCUGCAUAUUCAUAUAUACAUAUGGGGAAAAAUGCCCAAACAUGAAAACAUUUCAUCUUCCCUAAUUUCCUAGGCACAUUUCAUGUUCUAUUUACUAAAGGUAUGUGAUACAGAUUUUGUUUUGUUGAUUUGUUUUUGUCACGUAGCUGCGAGACUGCCAGGGUUUUAUUUCACAAAGAAGGAUUUUUCAGUUGGAUAAAAGUAAGCCAAAAGUUUCUGCUGUCCAGUGGAAAUGAGCAAACUAAGCCCUCUGAGAAAUCCUGCUUUGUAAAAUGCUGCCAUUGUCAAAAUCCAUAGUUUUAGUUCUUGCCAUUUUUUUGUAAUUGUAACUGAGCAGUGAUCUGCAGGUAUACAAUAAGAAACACUGUGCCCUGUGCCCUCUGUUCUCUCAUUAUUGUAGGGAUUUAACAGAUUGCUAAUCACUGAAGCCGUUACAUUAACUAGUGUCCUAAUUUCUUAUCGAUUUCAGUUCAGUGUUUUAUUUAUUUGGUGUUUGCAGUUUUAACAAGCUGUAGCCAAUUCAAACUUGACUUUUUUUGUUUGUGUAAGAUUUGUGAGAAUGGCCAUAAACAGGAAUGCCACCAAGUAGAGUCAGAGCAACAUUCAGGUUUUCAAGAUCUCAUGACCCAUUGAUUAAUUGCCAAAGGGAAUUGCUCUAGAUGAAUACUUUGUAGAAUGUAUGUGGUUGUGUGCGCUGUGCUUACAUUGUUAACAAUGUAAUACCAUGCAGAAAUAUAAAAAUCUAGCAGUACCAAUAAAACACACAGCUGAUGAUGAAUAAAUGCAGUGUGCCCAAAGA
Astyanax mexicanus (Mexican tetra) is the source of this 2686-nucleotide messenger RNA. It is a transcript of the gene lysmd1, whose product is annotated as LysM, putative peptidoglycan-binding, domain containing 1. The record is from RefSeq and is a predicted model, not a curated record. Lineage: Eukaryota; Metazoa; Chordata; Actinopteri; Characiformes; Acestrorhamphidae. Bases 692 to 1327 code for a protein of 211 amino acids. The transcript has 3 exons.